AUGCUACGCGUGACACGCGGGGGGCUUGGCGGCCAGCGGCGCUGGUGGAAGGAAGGCCGACCCGACUUCUGGCGCGCUAAUGAGCGGCGCAUGCGCUUGGAGCGGCGGCGCAUCGACGCCAGCCGCUACUGCCCCCCGGUGGAGCCCACCCCGCAGCAAGCAUGCACACUCUACAGAAGUCUGCUUAAGGCCGGCCACGCCCAACUCCGUGUGACGGACAAGGCGUACUACGCGAGAAAGGUGCGUCAGGAGUUUGAGGUGACGGCGCGGCAAACGAGUGCACGGGUGCGGGGCAUCAUGUACGAGCGGGGCCAAUGGAUGCUGCGGAACAAGUUGGGUGGGGUCGUUUGA
This is a messenger RNA of Trypanosoma rangeli, 351 nucleotides long. RefSeq lists its product as uncharacterized. The coding region runs from base 1 to 351 and encodes 116 amino acids. The record is from RefSeq and is a predicted model, not a curated record. The transcript has a single exon. Lineage: Eukaryota; Euglenozoa; Kinetoplastea; Trypanosomatida; Trypanosomatidae.